This is a messenger RNA of Sorex araneus (European shrew), 7078 nucleotides long. RefSeq names its product phospholipase C beta 1 (gene PLCB1). Gene Ontology annotation, biological process: lipid catabolic process; phosphatidylinositol-mediated signaling; memory. Gene Ontology annotation, cellular component: cytoplasm; nuclear speck. Bases 296 to 3946 code for a protein of 1216 amino acids. Lineage: Eukaryota; Metazoa; Chordata; Mammalia; Eulipotyphla; Soricidae. The transcript is spliced from 32 exons. The record is from RefSeq and is a predicted model, not a curated record. Gene Ontology annotation, molecular function: calmodulin binding; phosphatidylinositol-4,5-bisphosphate phospholipase C activity; calcium ion binding.
GUGUCACUCGCCCGCCCGCUCCGUGUACGGAGGAUGUGCUGAAUGGUGCUGCGGCGCGGGAUCGGCGGGCGGCUGCCAGGCUCGGCUGCCCGGCUCGGCUUCUCGGCGUGGCCCUCGGCGGCUCGGCAUCCUGCGCGGCGGGCGCCCGGGUGAUGGGCCGGAGCGCGGCCCCCGCCUGCUGAGCCGCGCCGGAGGAGGACGAGCGGAGGCCGGCAGCCCGCGUCCGUGCCCGCCCCGGAGGGCGCCCCGUCCCCGCCGCGCUCGCCCGGGCCGCCCGGAGCCCCGAUGCGCCCAGAUGGCCGGGGCUCAGCCGGGAGUGCACGCGCUGCAACUCAAGCCCGUGUGCGUGUCCGACAGCCUCAAGAAGGGCAUCAAAUUCGUCAAGUGGGAUGAUGACUCCACUAUUGUCAGUCCAAUUAUUUUGAGAACUGACCCUCAGGGAUUUUUCUUUUACUGGACAGAUCAAAACAAGGAGACAGAGCUGUUAGAUCUCAGCCUUGUCAAGGAUGCCAGAUGCGGGAAACAUGCCAGAGCUCCCAAGGAUCCCAAAUUACGGGAACUUUUGGAUGUCGGGAACAUCGGGCGGCUGGAACACCGCAUGAUAACAGUGGUGUAUGGACCUGACUUGGUGAACAUCUCCCAUUUGAACCUGGUGGCUUUCCAAGAGGAAGUGGCCAAGGAAUGGACAAACGAGGUUUUCAGCCUGGCAACAAAUCUGCUGGCCCAAAACAUGUCCAGAGAUGCAUUUCUGGAAAAAGCCUAUACUAAACUUAAACUGCAAGUCACUCCAGAAGGGCGCAUUCCUCUCAAAAACAUAUACCGCUUGUUUUCAGCAGACCGGAAACGAGUUGAAACUGCAUUAGAGGCUUGUAGUCUUCCAUCGUCCAGGAAUGAUUCAAUACCUCAAGAAGAUUUCACUCCAGAAGUAUACAGAGUGUUCCUGAACAACCUUUGCCCUCGACCUGAAAUUGAUAACAUCUUUUCUGAAUUUGGUGCCAAAAGUAAACCAUAUCUUACCGUCGAUCAGAUGAUGGAUUUUAUCAACCUUAAGCAACGAGAUCCCAGGCUCAAUGAAAUACUUUACCCACCUUUAAAGCAAGAACAAGUGCAAGUUUUGAUCGAGAAAUAUGAACCCAACGAAAGCCUUGCCAAAAAAGGGCAAAUAUCAGUAGAUGGAUUUAUGCGCUAUCUCAGUGGAGAAGAAAAUGGAGUCGUUUCACCUGAGAAACUGGAUUUGAAUGAAGAUAUGUCUCAGCCCCUUUCUCACUAUUUCAUUAAUUCCUCACACAACACCUACCUCACAGCUGGCCAGUUGGCUGGAAACUCUUCUGUCGAGAUGUAUCGCCAAGUGCUCUUGUCUGGUUGUCGCUGUGUGGAAUUGGACUGCUGGAAGGGACGGACUGCAGAAGAGGAACCAGUCAUCACUCAUGGGUUCACCAUGACAACUGAAAUAUCCUUCAAGGAAGUGAUAGAAGCAAUUGCUGAGUGUGCAUUUAAGACGUCACCUUUCCCAAUUCUCCUUUCAUUUGAAAACCAUGUGGAUUCCCCCAAGCAACAAGCCAAGAUGGCCGAGUACUGCCGACUGAUCUUUGGGGAUGCUCUCCUCAUGGAACCACUAGAAAAAUACCCACUGGAAUCAGGAGUUCCUCUUCCAAGCCCUAUGGAUUUAAUGUAUAAAAUUUUGGUGAAAAAUAAAAAGAAAUCUCACAAGUCAUCUGAAGGAAGUGGCAAAAAGAAACUCUCAGAACAAGCCUCGAACACCUAUAGUGAUUCCUCCAGUGUGUUUGAACCAUCAUCUCCAGGAGCCGGAGAAGCUGAUACUGAAAGUGAUGAUGACGACGAUGAUGAUGACUGUAAAAAAUCUUCAAUGGAUGAGGGGACUGCUGGGAGUGAGGCCAUGGCCACAGAAGAGAUGUCCAACCUGGUGAACUAUAUUCAGCCAGUCAAGUUUGAGUCAUUUGAAAUUUCAAAAAAGAGAAAUAGAAGCUUCGAAAUGUCUUCCUUCGUGGAAACUAAAGGACUUGAGCAACUAACAAAAACUCCAGUGGAAUUUGUAGAAUAUAACAAAAUGCAGCUUAGCAGGAUAUAUCCAAAAGGAACACGUGUGGAUUCAUCCAACUACAUGCCCCAGCUCUUCUGGAAUGCAGGUUGCCAAAUGGUCGCCCUUAAUUUCCAGACAGUAGAUCUGGCAAUGCAGAUAAACAUGGGGAUGUAUGAAUACAAUGGAAAGAGUGGCUACAGAUUAAAGCCAGAGUUCAUGAGGAGACCUGACAAGCAUUUUGAUCCAUUUACUGAAGGCAUUGUAGAUGGGAUAGUGGCCAACACUUUAUCUGUUAAGAUUAUUUCGGGUCAAUUUCUUUCUGAUAAGAAAGUUGGGACUUACGUGGAAGUGGAUAUGUUUGGUUUGCCUGUGGACACAAGGAGGAAGGCAUUUAAGACCAAGACAUCACAAGGAAAUGCUGUAAAUCCCAUCUGGGAAGAAGAACCCAUUGUGUUCAAAAAGGUAGUUCUUCCUUCCCUGGCCUGUUUGAGGAUAGCAGUUUAUGAAGAAGGAGGUAAAUUUAUUGGUCACCGGAUCUUGCCAGUACAAGCUAUUCGGCCAGGCUAUCACUAUGUCUCUCUGAGGAAUGAAAGGAACCAGCCUUUGAUGCUGCCAGCUGUCUUUGUCUACAUAGAGGUGAAGGACUAUGUCCCAGAUACAUAUGCAGAUGUGAUUGAAGCUUUGUCAAACCCAAUUCGAUAUGUGAAUCUAAUGGAACAGAGAGCAAAGCAGUUAGCGGCUUUGACAUUAGAAGAUGAAGAAGAAGUAAAGAAAGAGGCAGAGCCUGGGGAAACGCCAUCGGAGGCACCGAGUGAAGCGAGAACAGCUCCAGCGGAGAAUGGAGUGAAUCACACUACAGCCCUGACUCCCAAACCGCCCUCCCAGGCCCUCCACAGUCAACCUGCUCCCGGUUCUGUAAAAGCACCUGCCAAAACAGAAGAUCUUAUUCAGAGUGUUUUAACAGAGGUGGAAGCUCAGACUAUUGAAGAGCUGAAACAACAGAAAUCAUUUGUGAAGCUUCAAAAAAAGCACUACAAAGAAAUGAAAGACCUGGUUAAGAGACAUCAUAAGAAAACCACUGACCUUAUCAAAGAACACACUUCAAAAUAUAAUGAAAUUCAGAAUGACUACUUGAGAAGGAGAGCAGCUUUGGAAAAGACAGCCAAGAAGGAUAGCAAGAAAAAAUCAGAACCCAGCAGUCCCGACCAUGGCUCAUCAACAAUUGAGCAAGAUCUUGCUGCCCUGGAUGCUGAAAUGACCCAAAAGUUAAUAGAUUUGAAGGACAAACAACAGCAGCAGCUGCUUAAUCUUCGGCAAGAACAAUAUUAUAGUGAAAAAUACCAGAAGCGAGAACAUAUUAAGCUGCUUAUUCAGAAACUGACCGAUGUGGCUGAAGAGUGUCAGAACAGUCAGUUAAAGAAGCUCAAAGAAAUCUGUGAGAAAGAGAAGAAGGAAUUAAAGAAAAAAAUGGAUAAAAAGAGGCAGGAGAAGAUAACAGAAGCUAAAUCCAAAGACAAAAGUCAGAUGGAAGAGGAAAAGACAGAGAUGAUCCGGUCCUACAUCCAGGAGGUGGUACAGUACAUCAAAAGGUUAGAAGAGGCACAAAGUAAACGUCAAGAGAAACUCGUGGAGAAACAUAAGGAGAUUCGUCAGCAGAUCCUGGAUGAAAAGCCCAAGUUGCAGACGGAGCUGGAGCAAGAGUACCAAGACAAGUUCAAAAGACUGCCCCUGGAAAUCCUAGAGUUUGUGCAGGAAGCCAUGAAAGGGAAGAUCAGUGAAGACAGCAAUCACAGUUCCGCUCCCCCCACUCUGCCCUCAGAUUCUGGAAAACUGAACCACAAGCCUCCCUCUAGUGAGGAAUUGGAAGGAGACCACCCAGGGAAAGAGUUUGAUACUCCUCUGUAAUGGUUCCUGCCGAUUUUCAAAAUAUGCAUGGCCACUGAAGCUCCACUGGACUCUCUUACUUCAAAGAUCACUGCCCAGGAGCAUCUUCCUGAGACCCAUCCCUUAACCUAAACUCCACAUGAAAGGGAGCGUUCCAGAAAGAUCCUUGCAGAUGUUCCUGUGCUUAGGUUCCACGUGUUUUGUGGAAACCACCGCAGGUCGGCUUGUGGAGAGUCUCUGCAUGUUUGUGGGAUUUUUGUUUUCUUUCCGAUGUAAACUCAAAGCAGAAAACUUCCAGGCUCCAGGGAACAUUUAAUGAAGGAAAGUGUCUUCUUUGAAGAAGAUGAAACUCAUGUUUUUAUUUGAAGCUCUGGUGUAAAGUAUUUCAAAGUAAUAGAAAUAGGUUGAGAAUUGCAUAGCACUACUUAAACUAUUAAAUAGCCAACUUUGAACAUUCUUUCCUAGCUGCCCCUCAACUACCAUAUCUUCAAGAUAACGUGUAUAUUAAAUUGUUUCAUCUUUUGCUUUGCAAGCACUGGUGGCUUGCAGUUUGCUAAUUUAUUUAUCAUAGAGGUCUCAGUGCAUUUGUUGCUGACACAGCCUUAUUAGAUACCAUAGUGUUCAAAUAAGUUCAUGUUCUUGAGAAAAAUAAUCACAUGUGGGGUUCCAUUGUGUAAUGGUUAGCACUCUGGACUCUGAAAACUAAAUCAAUCACUUGGUUGUCUCCUUGCCCAGUGAAGUUGUCCUCAAACUUGGCAAUACAGCUUGUACAUUUGGCUGCAUGAGCAAGCUAUCUGCACACUUUCAGUCAGUGUGCUGUCGGAGUUGAUUAUAUGUACUCAGAGUCUGGGUUUUCAAUGUUUAUCGGCCUAAAUGAUGAAAUAUGCAAAUAUAUUCAGGUGAGUAAAAAUAAUUGAGCUAAUGUGUGUACAGCAAAGAUUCAAUCAGAAUGAACAGGUUCCAGAGGUUAUUUUGCUGUCUGAAUUUUUUAUGGUUCAUUUAUUUUUAAUAUAGAGCUAAAGGUUGGAUGUUUAUCUAGAGAUUACACAGAUGCACAGAUAAAUGGUAUAUUAUCUCCAUGUAUAUAUGUAUGCACUCAACCACGUACAUGGACAUGCACACACACACACACACACACAUGCACAUAUGCACACACAUACAUUCAUAAAAGUGUAGAUGUGUGUGUCUUAAUUGGCAAAGACCCAGAUCUCUUCCAUAAAACUUGAAAUCCGAGGAUUAAUGAAGUAAAAAAAAUAGAGUGAAAUGAAAUACAUCUAGACUAAUAAAUUAUAUUAAAAUACCAAGAAAAAAAUGAUGGCGCCUUUAAGACAAGCUCAAUAGAUUUAGAAAUUGUAAUAUAAAUUUGACAAUUUUUCAGAAUCAAAAGUUGGAUUUUGAGUAUCAUAUUUUAAACUACUUUUAAAGGUCAGAAUAUACAAAUAAAUUAUAGGACAACAAUAUGAAAAUUUAUCAGUAUCUUCCAUAAUCUUUAAGUCUAACAGGUUUUGAUUUUAUUCUAACAAAAAAUAUUUUUGUUAUAUAUUUACUUUGUAUAUUAAAUCUACUUAAGUUGUGUUUUUGUUAAGUUCCUAUGUUAGAUUUCAUAAAAGGAAACAAAUAGUGUCAUGGUAAGACUAAUCAAAACCAUUAUUGAGAGGUUUUAAGAAAGAAUAAAUAUAUAGAGAAAAUAUAAUUUAGAGAGUAACACAUUUAAAUCCUGAAGCAUAAUGCUUAUAGCUUUACUUUUUUUCUAAUAAACCUGUCUGAUUGUAACUUAGAACAUUUUAAAACACAAAAAACCAGUUGGGUCCUGAAAAUUGUUUCAAGAAUAUAAUAUUUUUAUGGAAAUUAUUUUAUUUAACUUUAAGCAAUAACUAGGGAUCACAAUUAAGUUUUAAUCAAAAUGAAGGUUUAGUUCAAACGUUAGGAAUGUGUGUUUGAUUAAAAACCCACAUCUAGAAGACACAAGGGGGAAAAUCCUAUUCUCUUUGGAGAUGAUUGUAUUUUGAUCUGAAAUAUUUUGGGUGUUAAUUAGACAUUUAAUAAAACUUUACUUCCGCUGAAAAAGAAAUCUUUUGUAAAUCAUUCUACUUUUGCACUUUGAAAGAAAGGCAUUAAUCAUAAAGAAGCAAGAAUGGUCAAAACUGAAUGCUGCAUUUUUAUAAAUCAAAGACUGUCUCAAAUUGCAGAAGAAAGAACUAAUAAUAGCAUUCAUAACCAAACACAAUGGUGAUUAUUAUAGAAAAUUUUCUCACAUUUUAGUGUCCAGAGAUAAACUAAGGUUAAACAAUCUUAUACGAAACUAUUUUGGUUGUUGAAUUUCAUUAUCUUAGUCACUCUAGUCACUUUACAAUAUGUUUGUAUUUGGCCAUUUACUGUAAUCACAUUUUUUAUCUGUACAAAGAUACUUUUGCAGUUGUGGGGUAGUGUAUAACACUGUCCAUCUUGCAUCAUUGAAACUACUACCGUGAUACUAUCAUUUAAUAAUAUUAAUAUUACUUGAAAUAGACUAAGAUAAAGAAAAGGGGUCUAUAUGAUGUGCAGUUUUGUGCCUUUAUGUAUUUGCCUUUUUGUUGUUGUUAUUGUUGAAUGUGUAAAAUUCUGUACUGUGGUUUUUCCAAUAAUAGAAAGUAGAGCUGUGUAUUAAAUUAGAUUGUGCCCCUCUGAUACCUUUACACUACUGAGAAUAGCGUGCUUUUGAACGUGUAAACCAGUUUUCAAAAUUCUAAUGACAUGCCAUGUGUUUGGGUUUUUAACGUUUGAUUUUAACAUUUCAAUAUUGCCAUACGUUAAGUAAUAACUCCUGUAAUUGAUAAACAGUCAUUAAAUAAUUCAAAAGAAAGGGCCAUUGCUUGCAUUACUUUGAAUUUAAUAUUGCGCUUGUGCACUAUAUAAAUACUGUUUGUGUUAGAUUGGAUAUUGUGACUUUUGCCUUUUCAGAAGAAAAAAAAGAUAGGGCGCAAAGUACAUGAAGCUCUUAAAAUGUACAUAGUUUGGUCCUUCAGACUAUUUAAAAAGCAUAAUUCACAUUUUUUGUAAUAAUUCUAUGCAAUUUUGUGGCAUGAUGAUGUUUCUCCCACUUGUAAUUUUAUGUGCUUUCAUCACAAAUCCAAAGGAAACAAUAAAAAUUUCUUAACACAACCCAGCAUUUAA